Messenger RNA from Aspergillus japonicus CBS 114.51, 1515 nucleotides. RefSeq names its product cytochrome P450. NCBI's taxonomy places the organism in Eukaryota, Fungi, Ascomycota, Eurotiomycetes, Eurotiales, Aspergillaceae. The record is from RefSeq and is a predicted model, not a curated record. Gene Ontology annotation, molecular function: oxidoreductase activity, acting on paired donors, with incorporation or reduction of molecular oxygen; monooxygenase activity; heme binding. Bases 1 to 1515 code for a protein of 504 amino acids. The transcript has 9 exons.
AUGACAAAUCCAGUCACUUUCCAGACUCCCCACACGCUUUUCCUCAGUUUCUAUAGCAUGUAUGGAGUAUACGGGCUCAUUCUCGCCGCGGCUGCUCUGUAUGGCGUGACACUCGUUAUCUAUCGCCUGUACCUGCACCCGUUAGCUCGAUUUCCCGGGCCGAAGAUUGCUGCUGCGACCGGGUGGUAUGAGUUCUACCACGAUGUCAUCAGAGGUGGAAUGUAUAUCCAUGAGAUUCAGAGAAUGCACAGAAAAUACGGCCCUAUCAUUCGCAUCAAUCCUUAUGAAAUCGUCAUCAAUGACCCUGACUACUAUAACACUGUCUAUGUCGCCUCCAACACACGUCGCUCGGAGAAGUGGUAUACCCUCCAAGGGACAGGUCUCGAGGGCGCCAUGGGCAUGACUAUGGGACACGAAUUGCACCGCCGCCGCCGCAAGCACUUCGACCCAUUCUUCUCGCGUCUGGGCGUCACUUACCGGAAGUCAGGCCGGACAAUCCAGAUGGAACACGUGAUGGCUGCGUUCACCGGUGACAUUGUGACCAAGAUCUGCUCGGAGAAGUCCCCUGACAUGAUCCGGCACCCGGAGUUCGGCAAGGAAUGGUAUGUCACGAUCCACACCUACCAGCUCCAGGUGCACCUUUUCGUGCAGUUUCCUCAUUUGAUCGCCCUCACGCAACUAAUCCCGCGGGGACUCGUGAUGCAAUUUUCUCCGGGAGCCGCGGCGUUCAAGAGCCUGCAUCAGUACGCCUUCGACCACAUCACCGAAGCCAAAAGGGACAUGGUUCGAGCCGAAAAGGUGCAGCACGACGCCGGCCGCAGCUCUGUCUUCCGCCACGUGCUCUCCAGCGACAUGCCCGAGGCGGAGCGCGAGACCGAGCGGCUGGCCCGCGAGGCACUGCAGCUGUUCGGCGCGGGUACGGCCACGUUGGUCCGCGCCUUCAGCAUGAUCUUCUACCAUGUCCUGUCCAACCCGCCGAUGCGCGCGCGGCUGCGGGACGAGCUGAAGGGAAUCAUGGCCGAGUAUCCGGCCAAGAGGCCCACCUGGCAGGAACUGGAGCGGUUGCCGUAUCUGCACGGGAUUGUCCGAGAGGGGUUGAGACUCAGUUAUGGCGUCAUGCGUCAUCUCGCCCGCGUCUCGCCCGACCAGCCUCUGCAGUUCAGGGAGUGGACGAUCCCCGCCGGCACCCCCGUGGGCAUGUCCUCGCACAGCCUCCACUCCGACCCAGCGACAUUCCCCGAGCCGGCCAGGUUCCUUCCCGAGCGGUGGAUGAAGGGCAGACACCACCCCAGCAUGAACCGGAACUGGGUUCCCUUCGCUCGCGGUUCGAGGAUGUGUAUUGGCAUGAAUCUUGCCUUGGCUGAAAUGUACUGGGUGCUGGCGGUGUUGUUUCGCCCGGGGGCGCCGCAGCUGGAGCUGUUCGAAACUGUCGAGGCGGAUGUGGUUCCGGUGCGGGACUACGUGGGAGGAACCCCCGAGUUUGGGACUAAAGGGGUGAGGGUGAAAGUGGAGUAG